Messenger RNA from Durusdinium trenchii, 1038 nucleotides. NCBI's taxonomy places the organism in Eukaryota, Dinophyceae, Suessiales, Symbiodiniaceae. The record is from the annotation of a GenBank genome assembly.
AGACAUUUGGCUCUAGUUCAAGAACGAAGGGGCAGGCAUGAGGCAACAUGGUGCCGCAAUACCGCGGCCUGUGCGAGAAGCACGACCUAGAGGUCUAUCAGGAACAAUGCAAGAGAACGAAAUGCCGCCAUCCAAGAAGGCUGCGGGCGAGGCCAAUCCAGCCCAAAGUCAGCCAAACCCUGCUUUGAAGUGGAGAGACACCAGGCGAGUCGGACUGGGUUUUAGUGAUCCAAGUUCUUCGAGCCUCGGAAGGUCUGGUCGCGCUGGACUAGCUUUGGGCUUUGGAACUCCACCCGGGCGGAAGCGGCCAGCUGAAGCCUGUUUUGUGGAUGAUGAGUUUCGCACACCGGAGCGGGAGCAGACCAGAUCCUCACCUGCGGCUGCCCCAGACGAAAGCAUCACUGUGACACCACCCAGGCGCAGGUACCGAGCAAGAGAGAGUCCUUCCUCCGAUUCUCGAGCAUUGGCUAACAGCGAGGGCCGGCGCCUGGAAAGGAACGAUACGCAGGGCACCAGCGGUACGAGUAUCAGUGGAUCUCCGGACAGCAGCAAAGAGAACAAGCGUCCUGAUGACGAACUAGAGGCAACACCAGAGCCUAUGGCACGAGUGUUGCGUUCCUCCUCCUGGACACCUGGGCGCAGAACCCUUGAGCUUGGAAAUGUCUUGCAGGAGUUGGCCCUCACUGUGCCAGAAGAACUCUUGCACCAGGGACAGACUCCAGAGUCACCACAUUCAGAAGGCUCCCCACAUCAAGAUGUGCAGAGCCAGAAUGUGGCAGAGCUGGAUGAGCAGAUGGCCAGAAAUGAAAGGCACAACUUCGAGAUCUACAUCGAUCCGGAGAACCGAUAGCAAGACAUCCUAAAAUGUUCAGAGCGUGUAUGUCUUCAAACUCCAAAUAUGUUCAGAUCAUUGUCUUGGAGGCUUUGAUGAGCCAAAUUCUGUCUCACCCGUGCAAAGAGAGCAAGAUCUCACGACCACCUUGCAGUGGUGUUUCUCAACACCCUGUAUGGAAUCAUAGGAGAUCUGCAAGGAAGCUG